AAAUCCCUAAUACACGGGAAGAAAGUUCAUAAACUCAUUGUAGAACAAAGUACAGAACCAGUUGCCUUCUUUGCCUCCAGGAGAGCCAACUUGAAUUCAUUAAAGAUGGUGUGGAAGAGCAGCGGUCCACUGAAAACAUGCAGACUUCUCUUAGUGGCUUUAUUUUUGUCACAGGGGACAGCAAGUUCUGUUUUAACGGUGAAUGGUAAAACUGAGGACCAUUUCCUGGACACUUUACCUGGGACUCAAGCAUCUCUGGAAUGUGCUGUUCAAAACCACACCAGAGAUGAAGAACUUCUCUGGUACAGAGAAAAGGGGAGAGUGGAUUUGAAACCUGGAAACAAAAUCAACAUCAGCUCUGUCUGUGUCUCUUCCAUCUCUGAAGAGGACAAUGGAGUCAACUUUACCUGCAGGCUGCAGAGCGACCAGACUGUGUCCAUCUCAGUGGUGCUGAAUGUCACUUUUCCUCCUAUUCUAAGUGGAAACAGCACCCAAACAGUCGAGGAAAACAAUGAUGUGAGGUUGGUUUGCAACGUGAACUCCAAUCCCCAAGCUCAAAUGAUGUGGUAUAAGAACAAUAACGUCCUGGUUUUAGAGAAAGACCGUCACCAAAUCCAUCAGACAAGUGAAUCUUUUCAGUUGUCAAUUACCAAAGUCAAGAAGUCUGACAAUGGGACAUACAGCUGCACUGCAAGCUCAUCGCUGAAAGUGGAGAGCCUUGAUUUCCACCUGGUUGUUAAAGAGAGAGGUUUGAGGGUACCGAUAGAACCCAUCAUUGCUGCAUGUGUUGUGGUCUUCCUGACACUGUGUUUUGGACUGCUUACUAGGAGGAAAAGAAUAAUGAAGCUCUGCAUCAAGGAGAAAGACCUUCGAAAUAGUGAAACAGCUUUAUGAGAAAACUGAGCUGCCGCCUAGCACACGAAGAGUUUUGCAUUGGGACCGCCUCAAUUUAUGUUCCAUCUGUAUUUAUUGCUAUUAUUAAAUCCCCUCCUGUCACAUUGUCAGAGGUUAUGAAGAAGUGUUUCGUUAAUCACUGAACAGUAGUUGUUAUGACUAAUUUAAUAUACUUAUGGAACAACUUUAUGGUGAGGGCUGUUCAGAAUGAAAAGUAAGAUUUUUGUUAAGCCUUUCUUGAAGUCUAUGUUAAUUAAUUGAGAUUUAUUCCAAAUAGGUUGGUAGCCACUUGCUAUUUGACUUUCUUUUUUUCUAGGUAGAUUAGCAAACAUAUGGGUUUUACAAAUCAGCAUAGUAGCAGAAAAUGGAAAUAAAAGCAGGGAACACUAUAGUGUGAUCAGUUUUCUAAGCUGCCAGGGAAGACGUAAAGAUGUAAAUUAUCAUCUAUUUUCAGUGUCUCAUAAAUGCCUUAGGACUAAAGAAAGAGGGAUAUAA
Molecule: messenger RNA, 1389 nt
Organism: Nannospalax galili (Upper Galilee mountains blind mole rat)
Lineage: Eukaryota; Metazoa; Chordata; Mammalia; Rodentia; Spalacidae
Gene: Tmigd1
Product: transmembrane and immunoglobulin domain containing 1
Exons: 6
Coding region: 106-894 (262 amino acids)
Cellular component (GO): neuron projection
Source: RefSeq, a predicted model, not a curated record